AACUCUUAGUUUGCUCUCCCCGCAGAGCCGUGUGGAUUUACUACCAGAAAGCCGCCUGUACUUCUGUCUGCUGAGCACAGCAGUUUAAAACACACACCAGGAAUCUAAGCGCUCGCUCGCCGUCUCUACUGUGUGGGUUUGAAUUUCAGGACCUUCAGGGUUUUUUUCUGCCUAUAAUUUCAUUUUUAUCUCUUUGAAGAAGACACAAAGGAGGAUGGGUGCUCAGUUGACUAAAGGUGAAGCUACAGUGGACGGAAAAGCCGUGGCUGAUAAAGCCAAUGGUCAGGAAAAUGGCCAUGUGAAAACCAACGGCGACGUUUCCACCAAGCCAGAUGGAGAAGCCGUGGCCGCAGACGGAAACGGAACCGCGGAAGUUUCCAAGGAGGGGGAGGUCGAAAAAACGGAGGCGGGAGACGGCAUUGAAGCCGCGCCUGCCACCGAGGGAGACGCCACCAAAUCCGACGGGGAAGCUGCGAAGGAAACCAAGAAGAAGAAGAAAUUCUCACUGAAGAACUCCUUCAAAUUCAAAGGCAUUUCCCUGAAAAAGAACAAAAAGGGAAGCGAGGAGGCAGCAGAGACCGCGACCGCCACCGCGGCCACGCCCACAACCGAAGACAAACCUGAGGAGAACGGCCAGGCUGCUACGGAGAUCAAAGAGGAGGAGCCAGCGGAGGCGGUGACCAAUGAGACAACGGCACCUGAGGUGGAGGCGGAGCCAAAGCCAGAAGCGGAGCCUAAAGCGGAGGAGGAGCCUAAAGCAGAAGAGCCCGCCCAGGAAACACAAGCCGCGCCCACAGAGGAGGCUACAAAAUCUGACGAUAGCCCCGCCCCUGCUGAAGAGACCACGCCCACCACAACUUCGGACCCGGAGCCGGCUACAGAGUGACCUCACUUCACUGUGGCAACCUAGACUGUUUAUUUUUAUCCUUUUUUUUUCUUUUUGAGAUUGAAAUAUAUAUAUAAAUAUAUAUAAAUAUAUGAGACUUGAGCCACAGUCUUACAGUUACAGCAAUACUACAGAGAAUCCAAGUUCUUUUACCACCUUUGCUGAUAACAGUCACUAUUCAGUGGUGUGUUCCAAUCCUGACCCGUGUCAGUCCAUGGUGCCGCACGUCAAGAGCGUUGUUGGGAAUCGGGCCUGUAAUGCUCUGUGUAUGGAGGGAUGACUGAUGGAUUUUCCGCCUCGGAUGGAAGAGCGUGGCUCCCUGUUCACAAACUUUUCAGUCAUUUUUCUCUUUUAAAUUUCAUCCGAUCCUUGAUUCUUCAGGGCUGAUGAGUGAAAUGACGAAUUGUCCUCUUAGGAGUUGGUUAAAGGACAAUGUAAAACUACAAAAACACAAAACAAAACAAAAAAAAAUCUUUUUAAGAAGUGUUUCAAUAGCUCUACAUUCCAAUUUUUAGCCCUGAAAACUGUAGGGUGUCAGAAGACCUGGGCGAGUGAAUAUAGGUUUUAGUCUUAGUCUGUUUUUAAUGAUGUUUUAAUCAGAUCUAGCUACACAUUUCAAAGUUUACGACAAAGGGGAAUUAAACCACUGCUUUUAUCAAAUAUAUAUUUUUGUUCUGUUUAGUCUCUGUACAUACAUUUUCUGACUCUUUAUUUUGCUAACAUUUCCAAGUGUUAAUAAGAUGUUGUACGAUUAGGCCAAAUAAAUGUUUGACCCCCUUUG
Messenger RNA from Pimephales promelas (fathead minnow), 1667 nucleotides. It is a transcript of the gene marcksl1a, whose product is annotated as MARCKS-like 1a. Lineage: Eukaryota; Metazoa; Chordata; Actinopteri; Cypriniformes; Leuciscidae. Gene Ontology annotation, molecular function: actin filament binding; calmodulin binding. The record is from RefSeq and is a predicted model, not a curated record. Gene Ontology annotation, biological process: central nervous system development; actin filament organization. Gene Ontology annotation, cellular component: plasma membrane; cytoplasm.